Culicoides brevitarsis is the source of this 1842-nucleotide messenger RNA. RefSeq names its product peroxisomal targeting signal 1 receptor (gene Pex5). NCBI's taxonomy places the organism in Eukaryota, Metazoa, Arthropoda, Insecta, Diptera, Ceratopogonidae. Gene Ontology annotation, biological process: protein import into peroxisome matrix, docking. Bases 120 to 1733 code for a protein of 537 amino acids. Gene Ontology annotation, molecular function: protein binding. Gene Ontology annotation, cellular component: peroxisomal membrane; cytosol. The record is from RefSeq and is a predicted model, not a curated record. The transcript has a single exon.
UCUUGCGAUUUCUUAUCAUUAUCACAGUUCAUUAUCAAAAUCUGAUCAAAAUACAUUCCAAAUACCCCCGAUUCGCAUGAUAAUCCUUACAUAACGUCACAAAGCCUACAAAAUAAAUCAUGUCAUUUCGCGGAUUGCUCGAUCCCGAUUGCGGAGGUCAAAAUCCAAUCGCGCAACUUGCUGGCCAAUUAUCUCGUGACGUUACGUAUCGCGAUGAAGGACUGGGCCGCGGAGCACUUGCUCGUCCCGACAUGGUGCAAGAUUUCCUGCAACAAGUACAACCGGCGCCACAAACUUUCCGCAUGAACGAACUCAUGAAGGAGAUGCAAGAGCUCGAAGGGAUUCGACAAGAGCCAGGCGGUUCCUCGAUAAAUUUCCCGCUGGAUCUCAUUAGUGGCGCUGAUUGGGCAAAAGAGUUCGGGGUCGAUAAUUUAUUCGAUUCAACGUCGAGAGUGGCUCCAAUUCGACCGAAUUUGAUGAUGGGACCACGAUCUACGGGGCCUUUGAUGGAAGUUGCUCGUCCUCAGCCCGUGGGAUGGACCAAAGAUUUUUUCGAGAAGGAGGAGCAAGCGGAACGUCAAGCCACGGACGAUGUCGAUGAAUGGGUCAAAGCAUUCGAACAGGGAAAAGAUGCCGAUGAACGGGCAAGUGGCUUGUAUAAUCGCGAAUUUUGGGAGAAAUUACAAGACGAAUGGCGUCGAAUCAGUGAAGAACAAGAUUCGGAAGUGAAUCCAUGGCUUUCGGAUUUUUCCGAAAUUUACGAUCCCUUCAAGGAAUACAAAUAUGCCGAGGAAAAUCCCAUGAUCGAUAUGGAAAACGCCCUGGAAAAAGGCAAAGCUUUUCUCGCGCAAGGCGAUAUCCCAAGUGCCGUGUUGUGUUUUGAGGCAGCCACAAAGCAAAAUCCCGAAUCAGCCGAGACCUGGGAACUGCUGGGAACAACACAAACCGAAAACGAAAAUGACCCCAAUGCCAUUCCUGCCUUGAAAAAAGCCCUCGAACUCGAUCCAACCAAUCGAAAUGUUCUCAUGUCCCUCGCUGUCAGCUACACGAACGAAAGUUACCAAAAUCAAGCUCUCAAAAUGCUCGUCAACUGGUUAUCGGUGCACCCGAAAUAUGGGCAUCUUGUGCCCGCAUCUGCCAAAAUGCCCGAUAACGCUGCCUCCAAUUUGACAGAAUCCAUUGCCAAAGCUCCGGUUUUGCGGGAAGUGCAGGAAAUGUUCUUGUCUGCCGUGAAACAAAAUCGCACCGAAGUCGAUGCCGAAGUGCAAGAAGCUCUCGGGGUUUUAUUUAAUUUAUCCUCGGAAUACGACAAAGCUGUUGAUUGUUACAAAGCUGCGGUGCAAGUUAAUCCUGGAAAUGCCAAAACGUGGAAUAGGCUGGGCGCAAGUCUCGCUAAUGGCAAUCGAAGUGUGGAAGCCGUCGAAGCGUAUCAAAAUGCGCUGGAAAUUCAACCGGGAUUCAUAAGAGCGCGAUAUAACGUCGGGAUAAUUUGCAUCAACUUGAAGGCGUACAAAGAAGCGGCGGAACAUCUGCUAACGGCGCUAAAUCAUCAAGCGACGAGUUCGUCGAGAGCGGGAGUUGUUAGCUCAAAUGCGAAACUCAUGAGUGACAGUAUUUGGGGAACGUUGAGGAUGGCGAUUUCACUCGCGGAAAUGCACGAUUUGCAAGAUGCGAUCGAGAAAAGAGACUUGAAUGCUCUUAACGCUGCAUUUAAUGAAGGAACAAAUCCGUAAAUGGAUGAAAAAUUAAUUUUAAGUAAAUUAUGUUUUUUUUUUUAAUUUAAGGAGAAUUUUUUUGACAUUGAAGCAAUUUAUUACAAGGGAAACAAAUAAAUAAAUAAAU